GCAUACGUUUAAAGUUAGUUGCAAUCUGCCACUGAACGACAUUUGUCGUGCUGUUUUUAUACAUUUCUUUUUAAUACUCGUACAUUUCAAUUUUAUUUCUAUAUCAUUUUGCCAAGGUUGCUAAGUGAGCGCGAAUGACACAAUGCAAUAGUGCCGGAUUAAUACAGUGCGUAUUUUCCUUAACCGCAAGAACAAAGGGAAUAAUGAUGAUAAUGUGCUAAAUCAUUUUAAAACAAUCAUUAAGUUAUAGAUUAAAUUUAUAAUUAUGGAAAUUAUGAAAAUGAUCUCAAAUUAUUAAUUCAAGUAAGAGCGUGUGCAAAAUGAUUAAAAGGAACGGUGAUAAUGUGUUUGCGAUCGCAUCGAACAAUAAUCAGUGUCAAGGCGGACGGAGUACUGUCUCACUCUGUCCCAGUGCAACCACAAGGAUCCCGCGAGCCACUGCUGGCAGGAUGACGCAGUCCGAUGCGCAGCAAAACACUAAAGAAGCUAAUAUCGCGCUCUCUACAUACGUUGAAAAAUGGAAAAAUAGAUAUGAGGAUGCCGAAAGAAAACAUAAAACCUAUCUCCUUAAAUCUGAAAAAGCUCGUCGAGAGCAUGAUGAUCUUCUACGUCGUUAUAAUAUUUUAUUGGAAGAAAGAAAUCAUUUGGAUGCAGAACUCAAUGACAGGGAGCGGGAGCUCAACAAGCUUCGGCAUGCCUCUGAGAAACUGUUUCAAGAAUACCAACAGCUUAAAAACCAACAUGAAAUUGACUCGGGGGUUAUGCAAAAGGUGAUGCAACAAGCGGGUGAAUGGUACAAGCAGAAUAAGCAGCUGAAGAGACGAAGUACGGCGCUGUUGCUCGCUCUGCCUACCACCGUUGACAUUGAUAUCACUGACGCUACAGAUACAUCAUCUGAAGCGAGCAGUAAUGAAGAAGUGGAAUUUCUGAAGCGUACAGUAUCAGAACUGUCCGAGCAGAUAGCGGCAUUACAAACGGAGGUCAAUGCGGCGAAGUUACACGAAUUUGAGGCCCACGAGGUCAAUGUGCAAUUGAAUCAGGACUUAGAGGUAGAAAGAGAAAAAUGCGCGCAACAGGAGAAAGAGUUGGAGGAACUUAGAUCUCAAAUAGAGAGACACAACCGAGUGUCUAAACUACUUAUGGAAGAGGUCACGGGUCUCAAGGACAAUGCUGACAAAGACAGACAAAUGGCCGAGACUUACAAAUCAGAAGCCCGCGACGCCAAAAAGCGUGCAACAGUACUGGCUCACCAGAGCGCAUUGCUGAUGGGCGAAUUAGAUCUGGAUGAACGCCUGGGGCUGCUUUUAGGUGAAGUGGAUAGUCUUAGAGACGCCUUGGAACAGCAGAGUAACAGGCAUAGGGAUCAUGUUCAGCAGUUGCAGCUACAAUUAACUGAAAAGCAUGAAGAUACAGACAUACUACUAUGGGAAGAGAAAAUAAGACUGGCAGAGGAAGAUGCACAGAAAGCGUUAGAAAGAGCAGAAAGAGCUGAAAAGAAAUUGGCGGAACUUGAUAAGAGAGCUAAAGGUGAACCGAGAUCUGCGCUUAAAAGCCGCAUUAGCUACUUCGAAAGUGGUGGGAAUGAGAGGAUUAAGAAAGAGAUCAAGGAAGAAGAACCAGCGCUGACACAAACUCCUGCCCCCUCACCCCAAGCCCCCAUAACUCUACCCUCAAUAACUAAACCCCCGGUUCCAACUCCCCCUGCAUCACCAAUCCCACCAGAAAUCCCAAUAACCACAAUUCCCAUUGCUCCACCACCCCCACCAGUUAUGCCCCCACCGCCGCCUCCGCCGCCCCCGCCUCCAGUGGCCUUUGAAUCCGUGGGUGAUAUGGAUAUGGCAAAGAUGCUUGCAAGCAAGUCGGGCACGUUGAAGAAGACGAAACAAAAUGGUGGUGGGGCCAUAGACGCGAUAGUUGACCAAAUAAAGGGAGGCAAAUUCCAACUAAAGUCCACAGAUCAUGCAGUUGAGAAGAAACCCAAGGACGAACAACCCGAGGCUGUCAAAGAAAUGCUACAGAUAUUAGGAACUCUGCGCAAGCGACGCGGACAUAGGCCUAGCCUGAUCACAGAAAAUACGUGAGGACUUAAAAGAAAUCUUGAUAAAUAUCGUGAUAUUGAAGUGCCUAUAUUGGUGUUUUUUUUUUUAAUUAAAAAUGUGAAUAUUAAACAUGCUGUUGCUAAAUGUAAGCAUUUAUAAGAUAUUUUUAUUAAUUUUAAAAUAUAUAAAUAUACAUUAUAUAGUUAAAUAAAUGUAUAGUUUGAUAAAGUAUUAAACUCUAUUGCCAAUUACAUCUGUAUUUGUAUGAAAAAUAUUGUUUUAUCCAAGCAAGCUUACCGCUUCAAUUUAAUUAAUAUCAAUAUUAAAGUAAAAAACAAAAAAUCCUACGAAAUUUCAAAUUUGUCAUGAAUAUUAUAUAGGUAUGUAUUUAAAAAAAAUUGGGUUCCGUCGUCGUUUAUUUAAAACCUCUUUGACGGUAUUGAUAAUGCACGAAAUUUCGAGUAGUGUAAAUUAUACACACUUUUUUAUUAUUAAGUAAUUUCAUUAUCUCUUUAAUCUUUAUAAUGCCACAAGAUUUAUUUUUCAUAGAAAAAAAUAAAUCUUACAAAUUUUUUGAUAGAACACUAAUAGUUAUAUUUAUAUACUUUAAAUACUAUAUUUUAAGUAUGGAAUCAUACUUGUAGUAGAUUAAGACGAUAUUUGUGGGUAGUUUACAAGUUUUACAACAUUUUGGUAAAUUUUACAAGUUUUUCAAAACGUAACAUUUGUUAUGUUGCGACUUUAGAUCGUAGUACACUUGUUUAUAUAUAGUUAUCGGAAGUAAGUCAGAGACAAUAUCUAGUGCAGUUUAAGUGUACUUAGAAAACCGCUUCUUAGGGCGGAAUAUGACUCCCUUAUUUCUAAAUCCUAACAUUUUUUGACUUUUAGGAAGUCAGAUUAUGUUUAUAUAGACAGUGGUUUGACAGCUCUUGAAACUAGAUUUAAGUUUGUGAUACAGGCGUUAGUGCUAAGUCUCCUUUUUGAAUCUUACCCUACCGCUCCAAACUAUAAACGUGUGAGUUCGCGCUUAGAGUUGUCUUAGCUUAAGCACGUAAGGCGAAUCCGAGUUUAUAUCAAAACCUAUAGAGGCUUUUAAAAACGAAUUAUACUUGGAAGUAUUAUUAUGGAAAUGUCAUCAAAAAUGGAUGUACUAAAGCUAAGUUAAAUGUGAAAUUAACACUACUUUCUAUUGAAACUAGUUAGUAAAUAUACAGUAAUACUUCGAGUUUCUCGAAUAUAUCUUUAAAAUAUGUACGUAUAUAAUAUAUUAUAUGCGAUAGUAUAUUUUAUCAAAAUUUGAGAUAUUACUGUAUAAAUAGUACAUAGUACAAUAAUUAUUAUAUAAUUGUCUGUUUAUAGUGUUCCUUAUAUUUAAUUAAAAUGAGACUAUGGCGUUCUGCCACUUAUAAUUGCCAUUUUGUAUGUUUAUAAUUAGAAAAUAAAUUUCAAACAUAGAUAAUUUUUAGGUUAUAGUGAUUAUAGAGCUUAUAGAAAUAUAGAUUAAAAGUGCCUUAAAUUGUGUUCAUAAAUGAAGACACUUAAGACAACCAUAGAUAAGACAAAGAAUUUACAAACUUGUUUAUAUCAUAAUCUGGCAUAAUGUAUCUAUGGUCUUCUAUCUACAAAUAUUGCACUUGACAAGUUACCGUUUGGUGCCAUCGACUUCCAUAUGAAGCAUUUAUUUUAAGAAUUAUUAUUCAAUAAACGUAUAUUUAAUUA
Messenger RNA from Pieris rapae (cabbage white), 3758 nucleotides. Its product is annotated as shootin-1. NCBI's taxonomy places the organism in Eukaryota, Metazoa, Arthropoda, Insecta, Lepidoptera, Pieridae. The transcript has 9 exons. The record is from RefSeq and is a predicted model, not a curated record. Bases 321 to 2081 code for a protein of 586 amino acids.